Adineta ricciae is the source of this 1581-nucleotide messenger RNA. The record is from the annotation of a GenBank genome assembly. NCBI's taxonomy places the organism in Eukaryota, Metazoa, Rotifera, Eurotatoria, Adinetida, Adinetidae.
AUGUUCGUUUUACUGAUUCUUCUUUGUUGUCCGUUGGUUAUCUCUUCGACGACAUUACCCUAUGCGGAAUGGGCUCAUUAUCAUAUGAUUUGGUUAUCAUCGGACCGUUCAAAUCAAACGAAUAUUCAAACAAUGUACGAUACUUACAAUCGCUAUCAAAUUCCGUUUGGUGCAGUUAAUAUUGAUUCACAUUGGUCGACAAAUUUCAAUACAUUUGUAUUUGAUCGAAAGAAAUUUCCAUCCAUACGUCAAAUGCUCGACGAAUUUCGAGCAAAAAACACUCACAUUAUCUUGUGGAUGACUUCAUUCAUUAACAUUGAUUCACCGAAUUAUUCCUACGCGCAAGAGCAUGGAUUUUUGUUCAACAAAACACUUCAUUGGUGGCACGGUAAUGGACGUUUGUUGAAUUACUUUAAUCCUCAAGCUGUAGAUUGGUGGCAUAGUCAAAUCAAAAUACUAGUAGAUACGGUUGGACCCAUCCAUGCAUUCAAAGCUGAUGGUAGCGAUCCAUAUAUCAUUCAAGUGAACGAUUCGAGUGUGACGUGGAAACAGUAUCGAACUGCGUAUUAUAAUGAUACAUUUCAAAUUCUACGACAAUUAAUCGGUCCUGAAGCGUUAAUCAUGUCGCGUCCGAUUGAUCAUGACGAAGAAUUUUCUCCGAAAGAUGUUGUUUUUAUGGGUUGGGUGGGUGAUGAAGAUGCUACUUAUGAGGGAUUACAAACAGCACUUCGUUAUAUGCUCGAAAGUGGUCGUAAGAAUUACGUUGGAUUUGGUUCUGAUAUCGGUGGCUAUCGUUUUGAUAAUAGUUCUGGUCCAUUGGGUCGAACAAAACAAGUUUUUCUCCGUUGGACAGCUGUUGGUGCGCUAAGUUCAUUUAUGGAAAAUGGUGGCACAGGAGAACAUCGUCCUUGGAAUUUCGAUAAUGAAACAGUAGAUAUUUAUCGCUCGUGGGUGAAUAUUCACUAUCAAUUGAUACCUUAUCUCUAUUCUCAAGGUACAAUAGUAACGAUCGGCCGAAACGGUACAUUGAUGAAGCCAUGCGAUGAUACUCAAGCAGGAUCGUCUCAAUCCUAUUUUCUCGGACCAAAUAUCUACGUUGUACCGGUUACGCGAGACCCGUCUCCUGGUCAAGUUCAACGUGUAUGGUUGCCAAAAAGUUCAACAAACCAAUGGAUAAAUUACUUCAAUACAUCAAAGACAUAUUCAUCGGAAACUUUUAUUGAGGAAGAUACCAGCAGUUUGUACCGUAUACCAGUGUAUAUCGAACAGAAUUCACUUAUUCCAAUGUAUGAUAUGAGACAAAGUUCGUCGUUAAAUGCGUAUCGGUUCGUUCUGUGGGGUGAAGCUAGUGUUCAUCAACAAAGUGCAACAUUAUUUACCCGAGAUGGGCAGCAAUGGUUGUUAAAAUUGGAUUAUCGCAAUAGAAAAUUUAUCGUUCAAUUUAUUAAGCAAUAUGAAUCAAUUACAAAGGAAGAGUGGAUAUGGAAGUUCUGCCAAUAUGUGAAUGAACAAGACUUUUGCUCACAAGACUGGAUGAGGCUUUAUGAUAAUGCAUCAGUUGAACUUGAUUUUUUGAUUUAA